Zingiber officinale is the source of this 748-nucleotide messenger RNA. Its product is annotated as F-box protein SNE-like. The coding region runs from base 32 to 535 and encodes 167 amino acids. Gene Ontology annotation, molecular function: protein binding. The transcript has a single exon. Gene Ontology annotation, biological process: gibberellic acid mediated signaling pathway; regulation of gibberellic acid mediated signaling pathway. NCBI's taxonomy places the organism in Eukaryota, Viridiplantae, Streptophyta, Magnoliopsida, Zingiberales, Zingiberaceae. The record is from RefSeq and is a predicted model, not a curated record. Gene Ontology annotation, cellular component: SCF ubiquitin ligase complex.
UUCACUUCUCCAUCGAAAAGGAAAGGAGAUAAUGCGACGGCCAGAAGAAGAAGAGGAGGAAGAGAGAAGCUCGCCGGGGUGGCGGCGCAUCCCCAUCAACGACAACGCCGACCUGCUGGCCGAGAUACUCGGCCGCCUCGACGGGCGCUCGCUGGCCGUGGCGGGGUGCGUCUGCCGCCUCUGGAACGCACUCGCCCGCCGGGAGGCAGUGUGGGAGGUCGUCUGCUACCGGCACGUGGCCUCCGCCGGGGCCUCCGCCGGCGGCGGCGGGACCCGCUCCGUGGUGGCCGCCCUCGGUGGGUACCGCCGGCUGUACCGGCUCUGCAUCGGACCGGCGCUGGACCGGCUCGCCGGAGUCCGGCGACGGCAGGGGCCGGCGGCAGCGGCCCGCCACGUGUCCCUCUCCCUGGCGCUCUCUCUCUUCUCCAUCGACUGCUACGAGCGGCUGGGCGGCGGGGGCGGGAGGCAGCAGCAGCCGCCGCCGCCGCCCCCGACGUCGCUGCUCUUCCUGGGCAAGCCCGUCGACGUGUCUUGAUCCCCGCCGCCGUUCAACCCCGGAGAAUUCUCCUCCGUUGGAUUGGAGGAACGAGAGGAUUUCGCUUCCUCAUUCUCCUCCAUAUUUAAUUAUUGCAGGGAAAAAAAAGAAAAUAAUUUGCUAAAUUGCCUACUAAAUUCUUGCCUCGAUGUCUCAUCACUAUGAGAUUUUUUUUUGCUUAUUUUAUAGAAAAAAAAAUCAAAAAUUUCUUCA